UAGCAAGCAAUUAAUUUUAUAAAUUAAUAAUAAUAAAACAACUUUAUUAAUAAGUAUAAUAUGAAUUUAAAACAGUUAAUAUUUAUAAUUCAGCUAGUUUUAAUAAUCAAUUACACUCAAUGUUAUGCAAAAGAUCGCCAUGAAUUUUCAAUGCCCAAUGUUAGCAAAAGUAAUCAAAAAAUUUCGAAUGGAAAUUUAUUGAAAGAUUUCUACAAUAUUAGGGGAAUUUCUAAUUGUUCCUACGAGAAUACCAUCAACAUUACCAAUAGCGCUGUUUUAGCAAAUGGUUCCUAUAUUUACGAUAGUCAAACACUAGUACCACCCCAACUAGUGGGCAAUUAUGAUUAUGAACUUUUAUAUAAUGGCAGUAGACGUAAGGUGCCACUACAUAAACGUGCCUGUAUCUGUCACCUGAAACCAUGCAUCACUUUGUGUUCGAAUGACAUCCCGAAAACCUAUCACUAUAUUAUAAAUAAUGAUAUAAUUGAUUUUGUAGAGGUAUUUUAUAUUCAAAUGAGUUUAACCAAUUCAAGUGUUGUAACGAAAAACAUUGUGGAAGACUUUGAACCCAUUGUGUUGAAAGAGUUUUGCGCCGCUUCGUAUAUGCUUUCACCAGAAGAGGAUACCAGAUUAAGUUGGACUUUGUUUGAGAAUGGCACUUUAUUGCGCAGCAGUGAUCAGGCACAAUUAAAGAGAACGGAAUAUUGUUUUGAUUUGCAUAGGGCAACAAUUGGCAAAGAUGAGUAUGAUUUAAUAAAUCCCAGGGUUUGUGCUGCAACUAUAAGCAGUCUGCCACCGCUAGCCAAGUUCAAUUAUUGCGUCCAAGUGUUUUCUCUUAUCCUGUUAAUUUUUAUCAUGAUCGCCUAUUGCUGCCUACCCGAACUCCUAACCCUACAGGGUAAAUGCUUUCUGACCUAUGUUAUCAGUUCAGCAUUAUACUUUGCUUUUUUUAGUUCCAUAAAUCUCUCGCAAAUAAAAUUGGAUACUUUGAGCUGUGCGAUGAUGGCAUAUUUAAAUCAUUAUAUUCUAUUAUCUCACUACACCUGGUUGGGUAUUAUGUGUUAUAAUAACUGGAUUGAAUUGUGUAAACUUCGCAACUUUUAUUUAUAUUCCACAUAUGCCAUAUUCGGAUUUCCUUUACCGCUUCUGAUAACACUUUUGGCUGCUGUGGCGCGAAAUUUGGAUAUACACGAGUCUUUGAAACCACUUAUCUCUAUUUAUAGAUGUACAUUGGAGGUUAACAAAUGGGCUGUUUCCAUAUAUCUAUUUGGUCCCUGUUUAAUAAUUUUAGUUUAUUGUUUUGUUACAUUUAUUUUAACCUUAAGGAGAGUUAUAGCUGCGACUAAGAUGAACAAUGAACAGAAUGAAGCGACAAAUGAAUUUCGAAAAGCUCUCUGUUAUUUCUAUUUCCAAUUUGUGAUGUUGAUUUUAUUCUGGUUUUUUGAUGUUCUAUCGUUUAUAUUUAAUUUGUUAGAUUCACCAGCAGUAGUGGAUUAUGUUGCUGCAAUUCAGGCACUGUUCAUAUAUGUUUAUUUCAUUUCACUACCCAAAUUCCGGAAUGUUUGCCAAAAGAAGACAUCAGGGGAAUUAAAGGUUGCUUCAUUGGAAACUGACAUCUAAUAAAGUUAGAUCAAAUAUUUAUUAAGUAAGAAUUAAAUUUUUAACCAUUAGAUGUGAGUUAAUUUCAUUAAAAUGGUUACUUUUCUAGUAAUAACAGUA
Molecule: messenger RNA, 1719 nt
Organism: Calliphora vicina (urban bluebottle blowfly)
Lineage: Eukaryota; Metazoa; Arthropoda; Insecta; Diptera; Calliphoridae
Product: probable G-protein coupled receptor Mth-like 11
Exons: 8
Coding region: 61-1620 (519 amino acids)
Biological process (GO): G protein-coupled receptor signaling pathway
Cellular component (GO): membrane
Molecular function (GO): G protein-coupled receptor activity
Source: RefSeq, a predicted model, not a curated record